This is a messenger RNA of Phaeoacremonium minimum UCRPA7, 1713 nucleotides long. Its product is annotated as putative carboxylesterase family protein. Bases 1 to 1713 code for a protein of 570 amino acids. The record is from RefSeq and is a predicted model, not a curated record. NCBI's taxonomy places the organism in Eukaryota, Fungi, Ascomycota, Sordariomycetes, Togniniales, Togniniaceae. The transcript has 5 exons.
AUGGAGUUACCUGCGAUAUCGCCGUGGGCGGCGCGCCUCGAGACCGUCUUGAACCCCUCGAAUUGGCAGGCGAUACAGUGGCCGACGGCAUCGCCGCUCUUUACAGUCGAGAUGGCUCCCCUCAAGAGUUUGCUGACAUGCUCGCUGUCGCUGUUCGGUUCGGUCUAUGCCGGCUUUGCCAGAAGAGAAGGCCAUGCAUCAUCGACAUCGUGCUCGGGCCCCUUGGUGAACGUGAAGAAUGGAACGUAUAGAGGAACUCACAGCGCCGAGUACGACCAGGACUUCUUCCUCGGUAUGCGAUAUGCGCAGCCUGCGGAGCGCUUCCAGCUGUCGGAGCCAUUGAACUCCACAUGGGAGGGUGCAUUGCCCGCGAAGGCAUAUCCGCCGCAUUGCGUGGGCUAUGGCGGCGAUAUGGUGGGCUAUAAUGUGUCUGAGGAUUGCUUGUUCCUCAACGUGAUCCGUCCAGCAGGUCUCGACACGACAGCGAACCUGCCCGUAGCAGUAUGGAUCCACGGUGGAGGCCUGUAUAUGGGCGGUUCUGCGGACAAGAGAUACAACCUGUCCUUCAUUGUGCAGAACAGUGUAGAGCAGGGAACUCCCAUGAUAGGGGUCAGCCUCAACUAUCGCCUGUCAGCCUUUGGCUUCCUCUGUGGAAGUGAAGCCCUUGAUGCAGGUAUCACCAACAACGGAUUCCGUGACCAACGUCUUGCCCUGCGUUGGAUCAACGAAAAUAUUGCAGCGUUUGGUGGUUCUCCUGACAAGGUAACCAUCUUCGGCGAGAGUUCCGGCGCGGAAUCUGUCAGUGCCCAGGUCCUUGCGUAUAAUGCUUCGCCCUGGCCGCCUGUUCUCGAUGGUGAUUUCAUCGCCGACUUUGCCCACAAUCAGUUGGUCAAUGGCAAGUUCCCCCGGAUCCCACUCCUAAUCGGCGCAAACUCCGAUGAGGGCUCGGCUUUCGGUUCCGGAAGGGGUCCGAACGGCGGUGGCGUGUAUACGGACGAAGACAUGCGCUAUGCGAUUUCGAAUAUCAUUGGACCACAGGCUGCUGAGCAGACGGGAAGGACGGUCGAUGAGCUUAUCAACGAGCUCAUGUAUGUUUACCCUAACAUUCAGGCUGUGGGCAUCCCGACUCUGGACAAGUGGCCUGUGAUACAAGCGGGAGACGUUGUUGCCGCUUCCAGUGGCCUACAGUAUAGACGCACUGGUGCUUUGUUCGGUGACUUGUCGGUAACCUCUUUCCUUUUCAUCAAGCAGCCCCUAACUGACCUCCUCAGCUCUAUGCAUUACUCACGACGACGAUCAAAUAUUGCUUGGUCCAAUGCCGGGCUACCGUCGUAUAGCUUCCGUUUCGAUGUCGUGGUCGCCGGGAUACCGGGCUUUGUUGGGGCCACACAUUUCCAAGAGGUUGCCUUUGUCUUUUACAACCUGAAUGGAGACGGCUACGCCACGAACCCAUUUGCAAAUAUGUCGGCUGCGUACCCGGCUCUAGCAAAGACCAUCUCUAGUGCUUGGAUCAACUUUGUCACCGUGCUGGACCCGAACGGCCGAGACGGUCUCGACGGCCCAGUCUGGCCGGUGUAUAACACAACGGACGGCGGCGGGAUCGGCAAGGAGAUCGUGUUCGAUGUCGGCGGCAGCUAUGUUGAGCUGGACUCGUGGCACGCGGAAGGCAUGAACUGGAUGAUUGAGAAUGCCCUGCCAGUGUUCGGUAGUUGA